Messenger RNA from Cryphonectria parasitica EP155, 1661 nucleotides. RefSeq lists its product as uncharacterized. Gene Ontology annotation, molecular function: NAD binding; magnesium ion binding; isocitrate dehydrogenase (NAD+) activity. Gene Ontology annotation, cellular component: mitochondrion. The transcript is spliced from 2 exons. The coding region runs from base 166 to 1320 and encodes 384 amino acids. Gene Ontology annotation, biological process: isocitrate metabolic process; tricarboxylic acid cycle. The record is from RefSeq and is a predicted model, not a curated record. NCBI's taxonomy places the organism in Eukaryota, Fungi, Ascomycota, Sordariomycetes, Diaporthales, Cryphonectriaceae.
CACAUAGAACCAGAUUUUCUUUUGUCGGCGCCGUGCUCUUGGGUAGCUUCCUGGACGACUUGACGAUCAAACCGCAAACUAUAGCUUCUUGCCUUCUUCUUUCCUCGUCCCUACAAAUAAAUCUCCACUCCGGAUCCCAUUUACCUCCUUCAGAGUUCCGGCAAGAUGCUGUCUAGAAACUCGACAAGGACGGCUACGAGCCUCUUGCGCGCCGCCGCCAAGCAACAGCAACCAUCGAUCGCCGCACGAUCCUACGCGACCGUCCAGCGCGACAUCUUCAAGCCCGCCAAGUACGGCGGCAAGUACACCGUCACCCUUAUCCCCGGUGAUGGUAUCGGUUCCGAGGUUGCAGAGAGCGUCAAGACGCUCUUCAAGGCCGACAAUGUCCCCAUCGAGUGGGAGCAGCUCGACGUCACGGGUAUCGACAGCGGCACGAGCACCAGGUCGGCUGAGGACAUGUUCAAGGAGGCCGUGGCGUCGCUGCGCCGCAACAAGCUGGGCCUGAAGGGUAUUCUGCACACCCCGCUCGAGCGCUCCGGACACAAGUCCUUCAACGUGGCCAUGCGCCAGGAGCUCGACAUCUACGCCUCCAUCUCGCUGAUCAAGAACGUUCCCGGCUACGAGACGCGCCACAAGAACGUCGACAUGUGCAUCAUCCGUGAGAACACCGAGGGUGAAUACUCGGGCCUCGAGCACCAGUCGGUCAAGGGCGUCGUCGAGUCGCUCAAGAUCAUCACGCGUGCCAAGUCGGAGCGCAUCGCCAAGUUCGCCUUCAGCUUCGCCCUGGCCAACAACCGCAAGAAGGUGACGUGUAUCCACAAGGCCAACAUCAUGAAGCUGGCCGACGGCCUGUUCCGCACCACCUUCCAGAAGACGGCCGCCGAGUACCCCACCAUCGAGGCCAAUGACAUGAUCGUCGACAACGCCUCCAUGCAGUGCGUCUCUAGGCCCCAGCAGUUCGACGUCAUGGUCAUGCCUAACCUGUACGGCGGCAUCCUGUCCAACAUUGGCGCGGCGCUGGUGGGCGGUCCGGGUAUCGUGCCUGGCUGCAACAUGGGUCGUGACGUCGCUGUCUUCGAGCCAGGCUGCCGUCACGUCGGCCUCGAUAUCCAGGGCAAGGACCAGGCCAACCCCAGCGCGCUGAUCCUGUCCGGCAGCAUGCUCCUCCGCCACCUCGGCCUCGACGAUCACGCCAACAGGAUCUCCAAGGCCAUCUACGCAGUUAUUGCCGACGGCAAGGUGCGCACCCGCGACAUGGGUGGUGUCAACUCGACGCACGAGUUCACCAAGGCCAUCCUGGAGAAGAUGGAGAAGUCGUAGAAGGAGACAAGAGAGGAUGAGAGACAGAAGGAGAUGCAUAUACAUACACACAACACACUACACAGACACACCCACACCCACAACUCACACAAUGGACCAGAAUGCGUGGAGGCUGAGAUAUCCAGUGGAGGCUGGCAAGGAGGGGAAAAUCGAGAUUGAUUACGAAUCAAAAAUAACAAAACAAAAGGGAUGGUAUCUUGCAUCAGGGCGGUAACGGCUGGGCAAGGUAGACUGUCAUGGAGGGCGUCAGCGGGGGUGGUCAUCUCUGCGCCCUCAGGGUAGCAAUACCAUGUAUAACCUAGUGGGCAAGCAUAUAUAAAUCAACUGCAUCUUUUCUUACU